AUGCCCGCUGUACCAAAGGACCACUAUCUCUGGACUGUCAUCGUCCGAGGAAGAGAUGGCCCUGCGAACAGCGCGAAAGCAGCGGAGGUCAGGGCCCUAGUCGCGGCAACCGCUGGAUGCACCAUCGUCUACGACUUCUCUGAAAUGAUAGGUCAUGGCUUCAUCUACCACAUGGCCAAUACUGUUGAGUCAAACCCACUUCAAGAGUAUGUUGGCUUGGACGCGCGUGCCCAAGUGCAACUGAAGCGCCAUCGCAGGUCUGAAGAGUCCAUGAGAGCGGAGGUCGUAGAUGUCUCGGAGUCGCAGGUGGAUGAGGGCGCCGAGUUUCCUUUCACAUCUGCGGACGAGCUCAGCGACGAUGACUAA
Alternaria triticimaculans is the source of this 366-nucleotide messenger RNA. RefSeq lists its product as uncharacterized. The transcript is spliced from 3 exons. The record is from RefSeq and is a predicted model, not a curated record. Bases 1 to 366 code for a protein of 121 amino acids. Lineage: Eukaryota; Fungi; Ascomycota; Dothideomycetes; Pleosporales; Pleosporaceae.